AUGGAAAAAAUGAAAGCUGUGCGAAUUAAUCAAAAAGGUGAUAUUAAAAAAUUGGUAGUAGAAGAUGUCGCAAAACCCAUUCCAAAGCAAGGAGAAUUAUUAAUUAAAGUUUAUGCUUCUGCCAUUAAUCCUAGCGAUGUUUAUAACGUUCUAGGCAGAUUUCAGCUUACAACUUUACCGCGCAUUCCCGGAAGGGAUUUUGCAGGCAUAGUCGUCGAUGGCCCACCUGAAUGGCUGAAUAAGGAAGUAUUCGGAACUGGUGGACACAGUGGAUUCACGUUUGAUGGAACUCAUGCUGAAUAUAUUAUAGCAACUCCUGAAACUGUAGCUAUCAAGCCUGAAAAUUUAACUCUCACUGAAGCUGCUUCAGUUGGUGUUGGAUUUUUAGCUGCUUACUUCGCCUUGGUUACUGCAAAUAUCCAAAAAGAUGAAAACGUUCUUGUUAUAGGUGCACGUGGAGCGGUCGGUUCUUCCACGGUUCAAAUAGCAAGAUUUCUUAAAGCUAGACCAAUUGGUGCAUUUUCUAAUAAACCACCUCUGGAGUUUGGACCCGAUUUUAUUGACACCUCAAAUGAGGAUUUAAAAAAGAAAGCUCUUUAUUUAACGGGUCAAAAAGGUGUUGAUGUCGUGAUUGACUGUGUUGGAAACUCUGCACUAUUUGAUAAGGCUCUUUCAUCAUUGAAAGACCGCGGAAGAUAUGUUAUGAUGACUGUUGGAGAACUUCGUCUUUUUGGACUUAACACAUUAAACUAUACUCGAGAAGAUGCUGCUAAAAUGUUUAAUACAUUGAAACCAGAAUUUGAAAGUUGUGCUCUCCGAGCUCCACAAAAUAUUAGAGUAUUUCAAUUAGACCAAUGUGUAGAAGCAUAUGAAUACGUGCAAGGUAGACCCAAGGAGAAAGUUGUUUUCACAAUCCAGUAA
Messenger RNA from Cetraspora pellucida, 921 nucleotides. Lineage: Eukaryota; Fungi; Glomeromycota; Glomeromycetes; Diversisporales; Gigasporaceae. The record is from the annotation of a GenBank genome assembly.